This is a messenger RNA of Rhagoletis pomonella (apple maggot), 6843 nucleotides long. RefSeq names its product maestro heat-like repeat-containing protein family member 1 (gene c11.1). Gene Ontology annotation, cellular component: cytoplasm. Lineage: Eukaryota; Metazoa; Arthropoda; Insecta; Diptera; Tephritidae. The record is from RefSeq and is a predicted model, not a curated record. The coding region runs from base 920 to 6163 and encodes 1747 amino acids. The transcript is spliced from 13 exons.
GGCAGGUGCUACUUCGCUAUUGCCAUGAAAACAAAAAUAUUUUGGCAUCAGCUGAUUGUCGUGAAAUUUUUGCGCAGUACAUAUUUCAGUCGUGUGUAAUAUUUGUUUAUUUUUGAAAAUACAAAAUUUGGUAAAAAUGUGGGUACACCAAGUGUGAUUUGUAGAGGAACGAUCGACGACAUUAAAGCACCCAUCUGGGACGCGUCUGCUGGAAGUUUGCGUCAUUAUUCAUACAGACAAUAAAAAGACGCGUCAGCUAUACCGGGGUAGGAGCCCCACCACCAAAAUAAUGUGGAGCCCAGUGGAGAGCGUGAGCUGAGCAUAGCCAAUAAUCAGAAGAGAAAAAGACUUUGAACUGUCCAGUUCAAACGAAGUGAUUUUCACGAUUUUGCAAAAUAGCAUCAGCGAAUAUUUUGAAAUACAUAUAUAUUAUAUAUGUAUGUUGAUCUAUGAAAGUGAACAAAAAAUGCUUACAAAUAUGCGACUAAUGUAACCGCUGGGUAAAUAAAACAAAUAAGCACAGUGCAAAUUGAGAAAAAUGGAAUGUCGAUAUUCCUCGCGUACGUGGAUGUAAUAUAAAAGUGAUAAUUGGGAAACUGAAAAAAUAGCUCAAGAAAUUAAAACGAACUUAGCACAUCAAAGAUUUGCGGUUUAUCAGUGCAAAAAAAAAGCUUUGUGUUGGAGGACAGUCGAACCCUUCCUCCCUUCCUCCUAGUGAUAAUUAAAUAGGCAAUUAUUACAUAUAAGAGUGACACUAGCACAUUGCACAUUGUUUUCGCGAGAUUUCUAUGCUUGCAUCUGCGGCAAUUAACGCCGCUUUUUACCAAGUUAAAUCGAUAAAUUAUCAAAACACCUGUGUUAUAAUAAAGUUACCAAGAAACUGGAGAAGUGGAAGAGAACACGCAGCUCUACGAAAAAAAUGGAUCGCAAGGGAAAUGCAACUGGAGGGGGUGGUGGCCCGCCUGACAAACCAUCAAUUUUAGAAGGUAUUCUAAACAAUCUAUUCGAAGGCCUUGCGGACAAGGAUGAAACUGUGCGCACGGCCAUCAAAAGUUCGCUUAUAAAAAUAUUAGAAACACAUCCGGCGCGCGCCACUGACAUACUUGUGGACUAUCGAGGAAGAAACCCCAAGUUGCCAGAACAAACAGUCAUCACAUUGUUAAAAGCCGUCGAACGACUGGUAAAUUCAGACACCGAAAUACCAUCAGAGGCGAAUAAACAACUCAUAACUUUGGCCGUAGAGGAGUUGACACGCUCAGCUGAGCACCAACCACUCAUCCAAGAGCAUGCACUCUCCAUUUUAGUGGCCAUUGGCCGGAAAGAGUGCAACGCGGUAAUGGAAGCAUUAAUGGCACACACAAAAGAAGGUGCGGUGGCACAUUUCAUGGUCAUGCAUUGCUUAGGAGCUAUGGCAACGGCGAAUGUUCCGCACGUUGUACCUUUUAUUAAGCCCAUACUCGCAACCAUACUGCCGAAUCUGGGUGGCAUCAAGCACGAUCACAUCAAGCAGGCUCAUGCAUAUGCUAUUGGACACUUCAGUGAAGCUCUACUGGAGCAAUCAUCAGCACAUGGCGCAGCAGCUGCCGUCUCAACCGCAACUAGCCCCAUUAAUGGCGAAAUGGAGUCCGCUUCGGAUGCACCAACGCAAACUGCAGACGGCAAAGGCGAUUGUGCUACCGAAAUUUCUGUUGCUUACGAUGUACUUUUCAAUCAAUGGCUGCAUUCGCGUGAACCCAAAGUAUGUGUCGAAAUACUGCAAGCGCUUUCUUCAAUGUACCCACUGCUGCCUGUCGAUAAGAUACAAGACCAGUCUCCGCGUUUAAUACCACAAAUAUUGGCCUUAUACCGCCGCUCCAUCGAGCGAAACUCAGUGACACAAUUCCUCUCGUCGGUAUUGAAAACAAACAUAGCACUGCAGCCGUCAGUGCUAGAUGCGGUGGCCGAUCAAUUGAUUUCAAAUCUCUUCGAUUUGGUGUGCGUAUUCCCAGACUAUGAAAAGCCACAGACUGUAAAGGGGCAUUAUGAAGUGUUACGUUGUUUUCAUCUGCUGUCAGGCAUUUAUGCAUCGAAAAUUGUUGACACCUUAUUGAUACACUUACGCAACAACAGCGAAAGAGAUCGUAUUAAAUCGCUAUUGAUACUCACCCAUCUGAUGAAUACGUCCACAGCGUAUAUCGAAGAUAAGAUGCAAGGUUUCUUGGAGUGUCUCAAAUCGAUGAUCAUGACGGAAAAGGGAAUUAAAAUGAAGAUGACUUUGCUGAAGACCAUAGUGGCAUUAUCGCAGAAAGGUUUUAUCAAAGAGAAGGAGUUCGUUUGGUUUAUAGUGCGCUACAGUUGUAAAUACACGAAGGUGAACCAAGAGCACGGGUCGCUGGAGGAACACGCAAAUUUUGUACUCUCGUGUGAGAACUCUCUUUUUAUGCUGUCGUCCACUGUUGGCACAAUGGACGAAUUGUUGAAGCGCGAGCUGCUUAAUUACUUCGUAUUGUUGGACUACACUGAUAUAUGCUCGAACCUGGCCAAAUGUUUAGGCAGCCUUUUUGCCAAGUCGCCAAGCAUCGAGUAUGAAAUUGCGGCUAACGAUGAGACCGAGGAAAGGGCCGACGGCGCUGGGGAAGAGCAUGGUAAGGAAAGUAGCCACACUAAUAUCAAAUGCGGAAAAAUAAUUGUACCAUACCCAGAAUCAAUAUUUGCAAGAUGUCUAGCGCUUUUAGGCAAUUUUCAUUGUAUUAAACGCUCCUCGAACAUAUUGUCAUUCUUAAAAUAUUAUUAUCCGCAUUUGAACCCAGUUCUGAAUACACUGUGGGAUGAGCGCGUCCCCGACCUGUUGCUACACAUUAAUAAGGAGCCGGUUUUCUCACGCAAGCUAAUAGAUUUCAUCUCUGAAUCAGUGGAAUUCCUGAACACUCAUGAUGAGAAUUUCGCCGAACGGCUAGUUAACAAAAUGUCAGAUCAGUUGAAUCUCUAUCCAAUAAACACGCCACACACUGAAUUUGUAACGCCCACCCUAUCAAUCGAGCGAGGUAUGUUGUUGAAAUCGCUCGGCUUGGCACUAUGUUUUGUCAGCGAAUUGCAGACGAUAAAUGGGAAAAUCGAUCUGAUCAUUAAUUCCGCACGUCAAGAAAAGCUCGACAAGCAUAUAAAGCAUGCAGAGUAUGAUCAGAAAAUCGCCCCGUGUUCUUUGGCACUGGGUUACAUUUCUCGCAAGCAUCUGUUCCAUUUAAUUAAAAAAUUGGCUGAACUGGCACACAUUGGUGGUCGCAAGCACUCGACUGGCUUUUUCAGCAAUUUGCACUUUAUCAAAGACACUCAUAAGGAGCAGGAAAUGUACAAGACGAAUUUGCUGGUAAUCAAGUCCUUCGGGCAUAUAUUGAAUGAAUCGGAUCCCUUGCAGUCGCUGCAGAACCUCGACGAUACAAUACUAAAUUUUCUAAUCAUGCAGUUGACAGGCACGAAAGAUCAGACAAUUAUGUCUGCCAUUCUGAAGACUCUACUAAGUAUUUGUAAUCAAAUAAUUGCGACGAAAGAGCAAAUGACUGCACCGCUAAAGUAUCGGAAGCAGAUAAUGGAGGCGGUAUUCAGCAUACCCAUUGAAGCGCCGUUCAAUGAUUUACCGUUACUGCCAACAAUUUUAAAACUGGGCACCGAUUUCAUACGCAUAGGAGGAGUCGAUGCCACAGAAUCAGUUGACGGCAGUGUUAUCUUCGAAAUUGCUUGCAAGAAUUUCUUCUCAUGUGCACAGCAUUUGAAAAUUAAAUUUGAUUCACCGGAGGAAGAUGAACGUAAUAGUUUUCUGGCGAAGCACUUGAAUGAAUCACUACCGGAAUUAAAUGCCCUCGCAAAAGCGAUCAUAGAAACGGAUCCAUCUCCUUCGACACUUGAUCUAAUCAUUUCGAUUUUGGAGACCUGGACUAGGGAUAAAAACUCAGAAGUUCGCAUAUGUGCUUCACAUGUUUUCAAUAAUGCGCUGGAAGUGUAUAUAAAAUCAAUGAAAAUAGGAUGUGAGGCUCCUUCAAAAUUCAAUCAAACUGGUCAGAUGUUAGGUAAAAUUGUGCCCCGUUGCAUUGAUUCGAAUGGCACAGUUCGGCAGGUAUCCGUGGAUAUUUUACAAAAGACACUCGAAAUAUCGUGUAUAUAUGAGACGCUAACCAUUGCUGACAGCGAGUCGGAUUGGGUCAAGGAUAUCGAAUUGGUAAAGGAGAAGAUCAUCACAGAUGAUCCAAAAAUGAUUUACAAUUUAGCUGGCGACAUAGCUAAAAUCAUCGCUUUGCGUAUGUCGAAUUUUCAGUAUUUACAAUUUUGUAAAACUCUUCUACAAGGGUUACGCGAUCCGGAGCAAAGUUCAUCGAUUGGUGCUUCGGUAGUACUGAAAUUUUUCAUCCAACACAAAGGAUCGGAGCUAUUCCACGCCAUCCCGGACCUCGUGAAAGAAAGUUUAAGUGCUGUAAGAGAUUGCGAAAUAAAUCGUGCGCGGUCUGGUGUGCUGAAGGCACUAGUGGCGCUCACAAAACAUCACCCAAAGUUGGUGUGCUUCGAAAUGCUUACUCAGCCAUUACCCUAUGAAAGCAACAUCGUCGAAUAUUGGCACCUUGUCGCCAAUGAUCCUGAACUAACGGCGGCGCUCCUAGAAAAUUUCUUGCAAAUAUUAACUUCUUCGUGUUUGUAUGAGCCAAGCGAACAAACUGCUGGCGAGCGCCAAAAAAUUGCCAGCAUACAACCAUUUGCAAUUUUCUGCGCUCUAAAAGAGAUUAUGCCCUGCAAGGACAUCAAAGAGGAACUAAACAAAAAAUUCCCUGAACUCUUUACCAUGCUGUUAACAUCUUUGGCCACCUACACGAACUUAGCGCCACCUGUGCACGCAGGCAGUCAGCGCAGCAACUCGCCAACUCAACAGGGAGUCGCCGCCUCGAGCAGCUCACUAUCCACGGUCGCCUCAACGACCAAAUCGAAGUUUGGCUUUGUCCCGAACAAGGAUCUAGUUAAGUUGAAUCCCUGUCAAAUUGUAUUGGAAACUUUUCAAGCAUUCCUCGGCAAUCUAGAAAUGGAACAAAUCGCUACCGUGCUAACAGUGCACACCCAAUUGGCCAGCAGUACCGAUCUGAAAAACUACAUUGAAUUGCUAACACCAAUUGCUAUUGGGCUAGUGAAUCAAUUGCAAAUCUCAUCGAGCACUAUGAAACAGGUCGUCACUGCGCUUAGCAAAUAUGUUGCAUCACCAUAUGAUGGUCAACGGAUUGCAGCAGUGGGUUUGUUCUCACGUCUUGUGCCGCUGAAACCAUGCGGAGAAAUUUCUUCAGUGAUUAUGCUACACUUAAGCUCGGCGCUGAGUGAUCCUAAUGCCAUUGUGCGUGGAAUAAGCAUACAAGGUUUAGGAUACGUGGGAAGUCUGACUGAACACGAUAUCGAAAAGUAUACGGAAACCGCAGUGACCGCACUGUUGAAAGGCAUUGAUGACACUGCUAGUGACUGCCUUAUAAAUAUUCCACUCGAAAGCAUGCGCGGGCUAGCACGCAUUUUACAGACAUUGCCCAGUGAUCGUCUAGAAUCAUUUCAUGUCUCGUUGGCGAUACGUAUUCGGCCAUUUUUCGGCAGCUAUUCAAUCGAGAUACGCGAAGCGUCCAUUAUUCUCUUUGGCGAUCUAUGUGAGUCGAAAAAGGCACACGAUGCCAAUGGCAGCAUUUCGCCGAAUGCUUCCUCUACAGAGGCGCUGCGGGAGCAAUUAAUUGCAAACCUAUUUCCAAUUUUGCUGCAUUUGAGUGAGGGAGAUGCCACAAUAAUUAGAGCAUGCAAAGGUACUUUACGAAAGGUUUGUGGCUUGUUGAAUGCACCAAAAGUGAAUGAAAUGGCACAACGGCAUCUAAUCGACCAUGGACAGUUGAACUAUGGCGUUUUUAUAGUCGACUUUGUUAAAUUAAUUGCUAUGGAUUUGCCAGAUUUUAUACAGGACUUCAUUGACUCGGCAAUACCGAAAUUGCGUAGCCAAUGGGCAGAGGUGCGGGGCAGCGCUGCGAUUGUAAUAGGUAUACUCCACAACUUCCUGCCGGAACGGAAUACGCAAACCGAGUCCGUGGGAAAUAAACUGGCCGCUCUACUAAAAGACGAAAAUCAUUUUGUUCGUGUUAAGGCAGCCACGGCAUUGGGCUAUUUCUUUGGAGACAUUUGAAAGGAAAAAACCGUUGGCACUUCAGCUAGAAAUCGGUAGUGAUUUUUUUUAAAGCGAAUAAGAGCAUAUGGCCUUAUUCACAAAAAAAUAAAGUAGGUAUAAAAAGCUUUAUAAAAUGACGUUUUCAUACAUUUUUCAAUUUAUAAAGCUACUUUAUUUUUUAUGAAUAAGGCUAGUAGAAUUUUGAAAAUGCAGUGUACCUUAAAGUAUAUUAUAUUAAAUAGCACUGUGAAUGCGUGUCAAUGUGAUUAUAGAAAACUAGAAUAAUCUUUACUAUAUGGGACUUUUUCGUAUACUGGUAUAUACAUACGUACUUUGAACAAAUGAUUGUCGUAUGUUACAUUUGACGACUUUUGGGAAAUCGCGAUUGAAGUUUAAAGUCUGUUUUCUCGAAAACGUGAUGGUAGAUUCCUUUGAAAAUUGUAUAUGCUGUUUCUAGCUUAAGGAAAUAUUGGAAUUUAUUAUUAAAAAAAUUACACAAAAUCUGCAACAUUUAUUGCUAAUUUUAUUUACUCACACUUUGUCGUAUGUUACAGUUGACAACUUGGUUGUGCUCAAUUCACAAAUCAUAUGGAGGAUAACUUUAAUUUCAGCUUUAUUUGAACAUCAAAAUAUAUUUAAGGAAGCAUAAGACAAGUCAGUUUUAAGCAAAAAACAAAACCGACUUCGAUUCUCAUAUA